Messenger RNA from Elgaria multicarinata webbii, 821 nucleotides. RefSeq names its product C-type lectin domain family 3 member A (gene CLEC3A). Lineage: Eukaryota; Metazoa; Chordata; Lepidosauria; Squamata; Anguidae. Bases 183 to 776 code for a protein of 197 amino acids. The transcript has 3 exons. The record is from RefSeq and is a predicted model, not a curated record. Gene Ontology annotation, biological process: ossification.
ACAAGAGGGCACCUUAUGAUGAAGCCAGCUGAAGUAUUUUGCUCAUUUCAUAAACAUGGAGCACAGCCAAUUUCUCACCACACUUUUAUAAAGCCCAACCCAGUCUGUUCAACUGAGAUGUGGCUCUCUGAAUUGCUAACGGGCUGCUGUUGAGAUUUUUUACUCGCUGUCUGAAGAAAGACAUGGCACAAGCGGGAUUUCUGAUUCUUGUCCUUGUUACCAUCCUUUUGCUGGAGCAGACAACGGGCCAGUCUUCCAGUUCCAAAGCCAGGAAGCACAGCAAACGGAGGGUGAAAGAGAAAGAUGGUGACCUAAAGACUCAAAUUAACAAGCUUUGGCAAGAGGUAAAUUCCCUGAAAGAAAUGCAAGCACUACAAACAGUCUGUCUUCGGGGCAUGAAGGUUCAUAAGAAGUGCUACUUGGUAUCCGAGAGUGCCAAGCAUUUCCACGAAGCCAACGAAGACUGCAUAGCAAAAGGAGGGACGCUUGCUAUCCCCAGAGAUGGUGAUGAGACCAACACUCUGCGAGACUACAGCAAGAAGAGCCUGCCCACCGGUGUGACAGAUUUUUGGCUGGGUGUCACUGACAUGGUAAAUGAAGGGAAAUUUGUUGAUGUCAAUGGAAUGGUCCUCAACUACUUCAAUUGGGACCGGUCACAACCCAAUGGAGGGAAGCGUGAAAAUUGCGUCCUCUUUUCUCAGUCGGCUCACGGAAAGUGGGUGGAUGAAGUCUGCCGCACGGUGAAACGAUAUGUCUGCGAAUUCCUGAUCCCCUAGUCAUAUUCACAGCUUGAGCUGCUUCAUGUUUUACCCUUUUAAAAG